Molecule: messenger RNA, 2518 nt
Organism: Triticum aestivum (bread wheat)
Lineage: Eukaryota; Viridiplantae; Streptophyta; Magnoliopsida; Poales; Poaceae
Exons: 2
Coding region: 65-1210 (381 amino acids)
Source: RefSeq, a predicted model, not a curated record
CGUACGACUACAUCAACCACGUUGUCAUAACGCUUCCGCUUACGGUUUACGAGGUGUGCUGAUCAUGAAAGAAUAUGAAGGUAAGGCGAGACCCUCGGGGAUGGUGUUUGAUAAGGUGGACUUGUGGGUUAGGGUGGUGGAUCUUCCACCGGAUAAAAGGACAGAAGCAUUUGGGAAAGCUUUGGGUAACUGGCUGGGAGAAGUGGUGAAAGCUGAUGCAGACAAGGAUGGAAUUGCAAGGGGGAAUCAGCUAUGGAUAAGAGCUAAGAUUGAUGUGUAUGAACCCCUAAUUCACGGUUUCUACCUGAAGAAAUCUAAGGAGGAGAAGUUGGGCACGUGGUUUGAUUUCUACUACGAGAAAGUCCCCCACUUUUUCUUUGAGUAUGGGCGGCUUGUGCACAGGGCUGGCUUUUGCGAACCCCCUAUUGAUUCUUCGUCGCAGUGGGGUGGAUGGCUGCGUGCAUCUCCGGGAAGGAACACGAGCAAAGAUACAUCUGCGGGAGGUGCAACUAGCAGCGGCAACAGCCGAAGUCAUUCAAUGUAUGAUGAUGGAACCAGGCAAGGGCACCGGGAUGAACAGGUCCGUGUGAGGGACAUCCCAACGAAGAGGAACCUAAACUCUCAAUUCUCUCAGUCAGCUGAAAACCGCACUGGCGGGCAGAGUAAACCAAGAGAUGGAGAGGUCAACAGCCCUAGGUGCGACAAAACUAAAGGUGCUGAUGGAGGUGAGCAUGAUCUGAGGGAGGGCCUGGAGAUGAGAAGGGAGCAGAACCUAAGGGACAAGCUGAUAGAUACAAAUCUUGAGAGAGAGAGGCGCUAUGCCCGGGAUGUCUCAUGGGAGAGGAAAGGGAAAGACUCGGUUGAGUUUCCACCUAGGGGACACCAUGCUCAUGCAUAUGAUAGGGCCGAUCAACCGAGGGGGGCUGGCGUUCACAGGCAGGAUGGAAGAAGAAGGGGAUACUAUGUAAGAAAACCCAGGCAAAGUCCGGCCUAUGAUCACUGUGAGAGUCAGCGAGAUAGAAUCAGUUUCGAGAACAGGAAACGUAGGCCAUGGAAAGUACGGGUGGCUAAGGGUGAUAUUGAUAGGAUACAUGAACAGGAUGCUUGCAUUCGUGAUACGCGACGUAAAACGUCGACAAUGUUUGACCGCAUUUCAGACAACAUGGAUAGAUCGGCGGACCCCGAGGAACGGGGCCUCCCGGAGCAAUGAAUAUUUUAGGCUAGAACUGUCGAGGACUGGGGUUAGACUCGACAGUGGGCGAACUCCGAGACCUGAUUAGGUCCCACAACCAAGUGGUGGUAUUUUUGUGCGAGACUAAGAAGAAGGCAAGGGCAAUGGUGCUUCUACAUAUAGUGGUAUUGAUUUUCCACUUUUUUAAACAGCUUUACUUCCCUAGAGUUGAUUCAUUCCACUAGAUCUUCCUUUUGUGUGAACAAUCUGUUUGAAACAACCAAUUUCUUCGCAUCAAAUUGUAUCAGUCAACAACAGCGAAUCAACAAGAUAACAUCAAAUCUGGUUUGUUUCCUUUUUCCUAUUUUCCAUUGUUCGUGUUUUUCUUCUAUGGAUUUUGUGUUGUAGGAGGCUAUCACCUAUUAAAAGAUUGUCCAGAUAAUGUACUGUCUAGUUAAUCUGUACUUCCCUUGAGAACUACCCAUUGCAGGGAAGCACCUGAGUUAACCAGUCAUGCAUAUUCUUCUUGUAAAUGUUUUUCUAAUAUCUUUAGUUGGCAUUUUCAAAUGACCCAUUUUACUUUUUUAAUUGACAUGUACAACCACAGGUGUGCUCUGUAUUGAUUCCUUUACAUGGAUUUAUGGGAUGGAAAAAUGAUGAAGGACUAUGACGCUGUAAAUUUUCCUGAUUUACUGUCAACGAUGCUAUUUCUUUUCAACCUUUUCUUUUUAUAUUGUACUACUGUUAGCAAUGCUCUUGACCCCCACACAUUCUCUUUCCCGGAGACAGCCACUCUAUAUAUCGCUCUCGAGAGCUCUGUUACUCUGCUAUGGAUGUACUAGCUGCUACUAUAACCUGUUUGUUUAGUUAAUUUAACUUGAAGCACCUCAUGUAUGUUUGGCAGCUUAAUUAACAUCCACUUCUCUAGUCUGCAAGUUUUGCGAGGUUAACUAAAUAGUAGCCACUUGCUUCCCUGAAAAAAUUACUAGCUUGCUGUUUGUUGAUCUUCAGUAACUAGUUUGUGUAUUUUUUUUCUUUUCUGCUGUUUUAGGGAAUCAUUCCUCAAAUUUGGCAGGUUGUUGCUUACAAAAUGGCAGACCUGAACAACAUACACUUUGUGGCAUUGGAUGAUGCUUCAACCGAGAAGAGAAAGAGCGCCUUUAGAUGUUUCUAGAAAGGAAAGGAGUAGUCACAAAUAUAUGCUACAUUGAUGUGUAUAUCCAUUUUAGCUGAUCAACAUAUACCUCAGAAAGCAUGUUGUUGUUUACUUCCUAUGACAAACAGAAGUGUUCCCAGUGUGCAAGUGUUCUAAACGAAUGUGUUUUUGUUUUUCUUGCUAUUUUCCUA